Messenger RNA from Chiloscyllium plagiosum (whitespotted bambooshark), 4472 nucleotides. Lineage: Eukaryota; Metazoa; Chordata; Chondrichthyes; Orectolobiformes; Hemiscylliidae. The record is from RefSeq and is a predicted model, not a curated record.
AUGUACCGAAAAUGGGGCGAAAGGCCGGUGAACAAUACAUCAAUACGGAGCCCAGAGAGAGAAAGCGAACGAGACAACAGCAGUUGGGCUGAAAAAGAGUGGGUAAUAGUCAGCCUGGGAGAAUCAGUAGUUGCUGAUGGGGACUAUUUGUAUCUGACAGUGAGUUGGUUGGGUAGCAGCCCAUGUGACAACAAAGCCUGUUCAAACAUAAACAUUAAUGAUGUCCUUGGGAACUAUUCUUUAACUCUGAUCGAUGCACUUGAUACAUUAGCGAUUUUGGGCAAUGCUUCUGAGUUCAAGAGAGCAGUGAAGCUGGUGACUACUACAGUCUCUUUUAAUAAAGAUUCAACCGUGCAAGUCUUUGAGGCAACUAUCAGGAUUUUGGGGAGUUUGCUAUCUGCACAUAUGAUAAUAAUGGACCCUGCUCAACCCUUUGGAAAUAUGACCCCAGAUGGUUAUGAUGAUGAAUUGCUUCACUUAGCUCGUGACCUGGCUGUGAGAUUGCUGCCAGCAUUUGAAAACACCAACACUGGCAUUCCUCAUCCUAGGGUAAAUCUAAAGAAAGGGGUGCCUUCUACUUGCCUUAAUGAAACCUGUACUGCUGGAGCUGGCUCUCUGCUUGUGGAGUUUGGAAUCCUGAGCCGUCUCAUUGGGGAUUCUACGUUUGAGUGGGUAGCCCGCCAAGCUGUAAGAGCCCUUUGGAAACUCAGAAGUGAUGAGACUGGACUUCUAGGGAAUGUGGUAAACAUUCAGACUGGACAAUGGGUUGGAAAACAAAGUGGAUUAGGAGCAGGAAUGGACUCUUUUUAUGAGUAUCUUCUGAAAUCCUACAUAGUGUUUGGAGAAAGUGAAGAUCUGGAGAUGUUUAAUGCUGCUUAUGAAAGCAUUCAGAAUCAUCUGAGAAGAGGCCGCGAAGCUUGUAAUGAGGGAGAGGGAGAUCCUCCGCUGUACGUUAAUGUGAAUAUGUUUAAUGGCCAACUCAUGAACACCUGGAUUGAUUCACUCCAGGCAUUUUUCCCUGGUCUUCAGGUUUUAACAGGUGAUAUAGAAGAUGCAAUUUGUCUUCAUGCCUUUUACUAUGCGAUAUGGAAACGCUUUGGAGCUCUUCCAGAGCGGUAUAACUGGCAACUCCAAGCACCUGAUGUGAUGUUUUAUCCACUGAGGCCUGAAUUAGUUGAAUCCACUUACCUGCUUUAUCAGGCAACAAAAAACCCUUUCUACUUGCAUGUGGGAAUGGAUAUUCUCCAGAGUUUGGAGAAAUACACCAAAGUCAGAUGUGGUUAUGCCACACUUCACCAUGUGAUAGACAAAUCAAAGGAGGAUCGAAUGGAGAGCUUCUUUCUCAGUGAAACCUGUAAAUAUUUAUAUUUGCUAUUUGAUGAAGACAACCCAUUGCACAGAUCUGGGAGCAAAUAUAUUUUCACAACCGAGGGCCAUAUUUUGCCAGUAGACAAGCUUUUCAGAGAAAAGCCUUGGGAAGAUGUGUCUUCUAAAGAAGAAAGUACUGUGGAUAACUCUGGAGUACUGGACCACAAACCUGCCAACUCGAGCAUUAAUUGCAACAGAGUCCCCAGUGAGAGGAGAUAUGCACUUCCCUUAAAAGGAGUUUACAUGCAGCAGAUUGACCAAAUGGUGGGACUUCUUUAAACCAACCUCAAAGAACUCAUUGAAGAAUUGGCAGGGACUUAAUCUUCAACUAUGCAACUUUUUAUUUUGUGUACAAAUAUAUUGACAUUUAUUUAUUAAGAUUUUUACAACUUUUCAAAAAGAUUUCUAAACAAGUCAUUUCUAAUAGUGAUAAUACAUUUUAUACUCCUGCUUUUAUGCAGGAGUUUUUUUUGUUUAUUUGAAUAUGUAAUUUUGAUGCAUAGUGUCUUCUGUGAAGGCGUGCGAUUAAUUGUUUGACUACAGGGCUCUUCCAGAAAGUAUAAAAUGCAAGAUGGCUUACAGUAGGUAUUUAAAUGAGUUUGAAUAUUUGUGUAAUUUCCCCUUAAAUGUUUAAUGAUUUGAAAUAACAAAGUUUCAGAAUGCAUAGUUAUACUAAUGUAAGUGCUGCACUUGCAUGGGAACACCAUGAAAUGGUGAUAAUCUGGCAUAUGGAAGAUCGUUCACACGCUCUUGGGUGCAGGGGAUCCAAAUAUCAGGGUGAAAGUAUUUUCUCUAGAUUUGCCUAAUGUGCCUUGUACUUUGAACAAAAGUAGAUCAUGGCAUCUUGUCUGAGCAUUAAAUAUGCCUUGACAUGCAAGUUGUCUGAUGUACAGUUGGUAUACCCCAAUAGUUCUAUUCUCGUGUGGUCUCGUAUUAUAGGAAAACGGCGUAAUAGCCACACCAUGUGUAAACUAAUGGGGCCAGAAUCGUGGUAUAGCCAAUACAUGUAAGGAAAGUUCACAUUCUGCAAAUAAUGAUCUAAAUUCUUUAAUUACUUUAAAGCCAAUUCGCAUUGCAGAAUUGGUUACUGCAGAACUGACUGUACAUGCUUUGCCCAUUAUAUGGUUGGCUGUUAUGGACUGCAACACUAUUAUGGUCAAGUGUGCCUUGGUUGAGAUCUAUUCAUCAACCACACUUUGUUACAUUUUUGUGAAGGAUUCCUUAUGACCUGACUUCUGUAAAUGCAAAAAUCACUCUGAUAUUGUAUUACCGGUCCCAAAACCACACAAAGGGAGCAACAUGUGUUGAACUUUGUUCAGUACCUCCUCCAUAUUAGUACAGCUCUGUUUGGGGCUCUAAUCGGCAUUCUUACGUUCCCUGGUAUUGCAUAAUUGUUCUCGUGUGUCAUCUUAAUGUGGUUGCCUUCAGUUGAGACUUCAGCAAUUUCAACUUCAUAAUCUUGUGCAUGCAUGACCACUGAAUUCUAUCAAUGUUUUCAGAGCAUCUGUUUCUGAAUUAUAUAGUAUAAAUGAAUCUUCAGAUGGGCAAUUAUUGAAUUGCAUUUUAUGUUUUUGUAUCUGAUGAACUGGCAUUGGGUGACAAUGAAUAAGUUAGGCUAUUGUGAUGAAAUAUCUAAAUCUUUUCAGCAAAGUGUGAAGCAGUGUUUAAUAUUGCUUCCCGGACUUAGACGUAAUCACUUACUUUCUGGUCUAUUUUGUAUAUGUCAGUUAGGGCACCCUUUUUCUUAGGUGCAUGCAUUUUUGUUCUCUGAUAUAAAAUUUCAGCGUGGGUUUAAUGUUGUGGAAAUUUCAGCUUUGAUCUUCUGCGUAGACUACUGGCUAGGACUCUUAAUUAUCUAGGCAGAAGGGAAGAGAUGAAGAAAGAGGGAAGCUGAUUCUGUAUUCCCUAAUCUGCCUGUCUAUGUUUCAUCAGCUGGCAAUUGAGAUUUCAAGUGAAGAACACAGUUUCAUAGUUCCAAAAUGACUGUGUGCAUGAAGUUGCGAUGCGGUGCAGAGAUUGGUCAAUACUGCUUCCCGGACAAACAAUUUUUAAAGACAAUUUUAUACAGCACCUUUCACAUCUUUAUCAUUUUAUAAGCAAAAGUGAAUUUUGGUGAUGCUAUGCGUUGACAUUUUGUGACAGUAUUUUCUGACACCAAGUGUUUAAGGAGCUGCUCGUGCUUCAUUUAAUCCACUGUAAUUCCAGCUGUGCAAUAGUGGGUUGCAUUUCAGUAACUCUUUCUCUCGAUCUAAUCUCCUAAUAAGGCAGCUCUGUGCAAUAUCUUAAGUGAAAUAAGACUGAGAACUAAAAGUAGUGAAAUCAUGGCUCAGAAAUGAUAGCUUCUCAGUACUGCAUGUCUCAUCUAAAGACCUCCAGUUUUUCCUACUGUACAUCUGAAAUAUCUGUACUUGCAGCUGGAAAAAAAUCCUAGUUAUUCAUGGUUUCCUUGAUGAAUUGAGAGACCUAGAAACUGAGCAGAUUUGUGUAUUCAUUUAUUAGAAGGAAGGUAUUGGAUUGCCUGCAUCCUUCUGAAACUACAUGUUGUUGUAUUUGGCUGUAUUUUUUUUUGUCCAACAGUAUUUGAAGUUUUGUUUUGUGCAGAGUUACCUACAAUUCACCCUUUAAUUUUGAGUUUCCUAUAGAUUUUGAGUGGUCUGUCUUUUUUGGUGUAGAUGCGGAAAGAAUGAACCUGAUCAGGCAACAGGAGCUAUCAUAGAGGGAUCUUCCUUUGGUUAAAUGUGCAAUGAAGGUGCCAAAUGUUGAAGGUUUUAACAUUUUCUAUUUAUAUCACACCUUUUUGAUAUAAUUGACCAAUCUGCGUGGAGCGGCAGAGAGGAUAUAAGCACAUUUGAUCUGACUUUAUUUUUAAAAAACAUAGGAUAGGUGAAUUGUCAAACUUUGUUUCUUAUGAAUAAAAGUAUUUACCUAAAACCUGAAUGUUUAAUAUGCAGGAUAAUGUUGAACCAUUAAAGUUUACCAAAAUCAAUGUGCAAUACACUUAUAUAAAAGGAAAAUUGUAUAAAAUUUUAUUUUCCCAGAAAUGAGCAGUAGUAUUGAAAUUGUGAAAGGACCAAACAAAUGUCAAUAAAAUAAAUGCAGUGCCA